AUGCCGUCCCGAUUAUCUGGCGCUUACAAGAAGCGGUCUAAGUGCGGACCGAAUCUGUUGUUUGAGCAAUGGCUAACAGAAGCCAUGAAUGAUGCUUUUGCCAGACAAGCUAAAUCCCAUCACACAUACCGAAAGGCCUUAUUGUCCCUCCAGAAAUAUCCUUUACUUCUCAGCAGUGGAAAAGAAUGCCGCAUAUUAGAAGGUUUCGGCCAAAAGAUUUGUGAUUUUCUCGAUGAAAAGCUUUCCAUUUAUGCUGAAGAGCUUGGUGUUUCACCAUCCGAGGCUAUCUUACUUGGAAACAAGAAAAGGCGUCUGUCAUCAGAGUAUUGUCUACAAAAAUCCCAGUCUUCUGUAGCAAGCCGAGAUGUCCCUGGCACUGCAACUAUGCAAUCCUUACCGCGUGUUGAUUCAACUUGGGCAAAAAAUGGCGAUUCCUCAGCAGAGCAGCUGCUACUCACUCUGUUCAAAACCUCCAAACACCCCAUGGGUUGCAGUCUCCAGGAGUUGGCCGCGUGUCUGCGAAAUCCAAAUUCUACCCUCCAUGCCGACUCUGUGACAACACACCUACAACAUCUUGUUGAUCGGGGCGUCGUCGGCCCAGUACCCAGUCGACCGGGCUACUACCGUUUGCUGGAUAACCAACCAGCGUCGCCACUCCACAUUCCAGCGGUGGAUUGUUUUCGCUUCCCCGAGGGGUGUCAGCUUGGCACUGGUAACGGCGAAGUUGCCGGUGUAACCUCUCACCCCGCCCCUGCUGCUCCAGUGGACAGUGAACCAGUCGAGAAAGAAGACUGCACUGGUCAUGUAGAGGUCUCCUCCACUUGCAUCUCCUAUCCACUGACUUUCACAUAUGCCAAUCUUCAAGGGGAGCCAGUUCGCCACCGAUUCGAUGCACAUGUUUCCACAUUUGAUUCCGAUGCUGGGGACGGCGAGCAGCUAACUGGCUUUCGUAUUCUGUGUGCUUAUGAGGACCUGAUUGUUGCUGGUUUGCCAUACCGGAUGGAUUGGAGCACGUCCAGCUCCCUCGACAAUGGUUCGUCUGUCAGCGCUUACCUCCUCGAUCCUGCUGCGCCCUUACAGUGCACUCGAAUAAUUAACUCACCCACGUCGCUUCCGCAAACAAAUGUUUCCGUUACACCAAAUCUGUCCAUUCACAUUUCGAACAUAGUUAUCCAGAAACCCCCAGACUGUUUACCGGAAUCGAUUCCAGGUCAUCCUGUCUCAGAGGCAUCCUCUUUCAAUCUUACAAAUGUCACCCUGACGUCCUCAUGUGCAUCCGUUACUGUUCAACCGCUUUCGGACCACAUUGCCUCCCGAUCCCAACCAGUUGUUUCAUUACGCCAAAACGUUCCCUCCUCUGGUGUUCCCUCAGGGAUCAGAGCGCCUUCACUCGUGGUAGCUGGUGGGUCCUAUAAAAUUGUCCUAUUGGCCGAUGUUCGUGAGCAAUUUGGACUAAAUCGAGUAAAGCAGUUGUUACCUCCAGUUUUGCAGUCGCUUGGCGUUGACUGUGAAUCACGUGCGCUCCCUGUCGGUGACUUUUUGUGGGUUGUUCGCUGGGUCGAUGAGCGUGGUGAAAUAUCGGAAGCCGUGCUUGACUACAUUGUUGAGAGAAAACGAAUGGAUGACUUAGCCUCAAGCAUCGUCGAUGGCAGAUUUCAGGAGCAAAAGUACAGGAUGAAGCGUACACAGAUAUCCCAUCCGAUCUAUCUGAUCGAAGAAUGCUCCUACAUGCGGAACCAGCGCAUCCCAUUCGAGACAUUAUUGCAGGCCAUCUCCAACGGACAGAUCAUUGACGGUUUUCAAGUUAUGGUCACACGCGGCUCCGAAGACUCAGUCGAUUGGCUCGCUUCAAUGACUAGUGUCCUCCAGGAACGUUCCGCAGACAACCUCUUUAUCUGUGCUCCAGGUACAUCACCUGAUUUACAGUCCUCAGCACUAAUUGGUUUUCCUUGGGUCGAUUUCGUCCGGUUGGCCAACAAAUCACUCCCUCCGACCUCCCGAGACAUGUUCGCCAAGCAGUUGUUGCAAAUCCAUGGACUUUCUGGACCAAAAGCCACAGCUGUUUUAAAUGUGUAUCCCACACCCUCUAGGUUGUUUUUAGCCUAUGAUAACCUACCAACGGAUGAUGAUAGGAAAAACAUGUUGGCCUCCUUGAAAAUUCCCGGCACGAACCGGUGUCUCGGAAGCUCCCUAAGCCGAUUAGUCUAUUUGGCCUACAAUACUGUGUAGCAGACAGCCCCGGUGGGAUCCGCCCCGGUGAACUGCGGUUUCUUUAUCUUUUAUUCCUCUCCAUAGAUGAUGCUUGUAAACUUAGUGUUGCAUUUAUAAACCACUCGUUCUUCUC
This is a messenger RNA of Dicrocoelium dendriticum, 2344 nucleotides long. The record is from the annotation of a GenBank genome assembly. Lineage: Eukaryota; Metazoa; Platyhelminthes; Trematoda; Plagiorchiida; Dicrocoeliidae.